Messenger RNA from Neopelma chrysocephalum (saffron-crested tyrant-manakin), 7273 nucleotides. RefSeq names its product SR-related CTD associated factor 11 (gene SCAF11). The transcript is spliced from 16 exons. Lineage: Eukaryota; Metazoa; Chordata; Aves; Passeriformes; Pipridae. The record is from RefSeq and is a predicted model, not a curated record. Bases 349 to 4542 code for a protein of 1397 amino acids. Gene Ontology annotation, molecular function: RNA binding. Gene Ontology annotation, biological process: spliceosomal complex assembly.
UACGGCCCGGCGAGGCACCGCCGUCCCGCCGCUCCCGGACCGGCCUCCUGGAACCGUAAACACCGUUUGCUGGACGAGCGGCUUCUGAAGUGUCCGGAAUUACAGGGGGCCUUGGAGUUGUGGAGGAAGUUGCACGGAGAGGCUCAGCUCAAAGCCCAGCUCUGCUUUUGUGCUGUUGUGGGAUCGCGAGUGACUUAAACAUCAGCAAAGUUGCGCGGAGUAGCGCUGGAGUCUGAAAGCAAUGCAGUUACCGAGCCAGUGACAUACUCUCCAGUACUACUUCUGUUUUAUAGUACAUGGUGUCCUAGUUUCUUUUUUUUUUCCCCUUUGACUACAUUUUAUAAGAAGAUGAAGAACAGAAAGCAAUGUAUUCAAGAUACUGAGGAUAAGAGGCAUGAAGGCAUGGAAGGUGAAGAAAACGAAGAAAGCUGUUCCUGUUCUGCUUUGUUGUGUGAUGGCAGCACGUGCCCCAUCUGUCUGAACUGCCUUCUAGAGCAAGAGAUUGGUUUUCCUGAGAACUGCAGUCAUACCUUCUGCAUGGCUUGUAUUCUUAAGUGGGCUGAGACACAGGCUUCAUGUCCUAUCGAUCGCAGACCAUUUCAAGCAGUGUGCAGGCUGGAUGCAUUAGACAAACAGAUAAAGGUUCAGGUUAAAAAACAGCAAAGGAGGAAGGAAGAAGAAGAAGAAACCUGUGCCUGCAAUAAGGAAACUUAUAGCCAUAUGAAGAUGAGAAGUUUUGUGAGAAGAACUGUAUGUCCAAACAGAGGGCUAUUAGCAGCAAAAUUAAGCAAAGUUGUGAAGAAAAAAUACAGUAAUAUUUUGUAUGACAGACGAAACAAGAAAGCUUUGUCUGGGAAGAUAAAUAAGCCAGCCCAGUACACAGCAACAGAGUUGACUGCACACAUGCAAAAGGCAAUGUGCCAGCACACAGCAGACAAACCCAGAAGACAGACCUGCUGGAAUGAGUGCAUCAGAACUAAUUUCUUCAGCACACUUCUGGCCAGUGAUAGCAGUGAAGAAUCCUUUUUUAGCUGUAGGAAUGACUGUGCAGAACUCACAGAAGUCAAUACAGGGAUCAGACAGAAGAGACAAGAACUGGAAUUGUCCUGUUCAUCUGUGAUUGCUAGAGUUGAAAGAGUUCCUUUAAUGUUGUAUGGAGCUGAAGCCGAGACCUUUCUUCUCACUUCUACUGCAGUGGCAGAGACAAUUCUUCCAACGAAUAUCAGGCCUUUGGAAAACUUUGAAUCUUUAGGCAAAGGAUAUGCUGUUGCUUGUACCCAAGAAGGAGAAGAGAAAAAGGAAACUUCUGGUUCAUCUGGCACGAGAGGAAGUAGGAGGAAAUCGGUUAAUACUACUCCUACAAGAAGGUCUGCACGAAACACCAAAAACGAGACUCUGAGUCAAUCUCGGAUCUCACCUCGAUCAAGCAGUUCUGCUUGCAGCGCCCCUGACGGCAAUAACCCAUCCCUGAAUAAAACUCAUUCAGAACCAGAGAAGGCUCCUCCAAAACGCAAGUCUAAAAGAGCAGUUAAACAACAAACAUCUGCGGUGAAAAAGAAACUGAGAAGUUCUGCACGUUUUGAAAAAUCGCCCAGUGGCUCUGUGGAAGAUGAUGAUGUUGCUGAGUCUGAAGCAGUUCUAACAGUAGAUAAAGACCAUCAGUCAGAUAUUGAAAGCAGCAAUGCAAGCCUUGCACAGAAGAAUAAUGGGGAGACAGAAUCUGCUAAUGGAUUGGAAAGCUGUAGUGAACAUGCAGAAAUUGAGGAAACUACAGGAGAAUGCAACCAAGAUGAAGAUAAUUCAGGCAAUGUGGAUUUAAGUUUUUCUGUCCAAGAACCUCCAAUACUAACUUUAGGAGGUGAAAAUCAGGAAUCUGAAGUAAAAGGUAUUACUGAAAGAAAAGUAGGUCUUACUGAUCAAGACGUUUGUGAAAAUUCUCUUGAACGAACAGAAACAGUAGCUAGUCCCAAAGAUGACAUAUGUGACCAUACAACUUUUGAAAAAGUAAAUCAGGCAUCAUGUAGUCCUCAAAAUGAAUCAAUGGAAAAUGUAGAAACUUCGACAACAGUAGAUCAACCCAUAGCUAGUCAAGAAAAUGAAUCGUUGGAACAUCUAGAACCUUUGGGAAAAGAUCAGUCGUCAGAGAGCCCCAGAAGAGAAUUGUCUGAUCAUCCCAAAGUCAUGGAAAUAGCUAAUUCUGAGACUGAACUCAACCCAGUAGUAGACUGUUCAAGUCUGAAGACUCUUCAAGAUGAAGAACCAGAUAUGCUAAUACACAGUAUUUCUGUGAACAGUACAUCAGAGCAAUCCUUAAAAGAGAAUGCCAUUUCAGAAAGUGAAGAGGGUGGAACUUCAGAAUCACCCCAGGUAAACGCUGAACAUAAACAUUUUGGUGAAGAUAACAAUGAAAUGAUAGCAAUGGAUUGUGACUCAUUUUGCAGUGACCAGAAUGAACCUCAGAUUGAGCAGUUACCAGCAGCUGAAAGUACAGAGCAAGGAGAAGUGAAUUCCUUACAGUGUGAUGUGGGAAACUGUGCAUCAGUUUCUGAUGAAAAAGAUGAAGCUAUUCCUCAAGAAAGAGAGUGCCAACCAGAACUCAAAAAAGAGAAAAAGACUCGAACUAGAAGAUCUAGGUUUCAUUCUCCAUCGACAACUUGGUCUCCUAGGAGAGAGGGCAGGAAAUCUCAAUCACCAUCCCCUAAAAGGGAUAUGAACAGAGACAGGAGCUCACGAUCACCCAAGAAGGAAACUGUGAGGGAGGGAAGGAGGUCCUUAUCUUAUUCUCCAAGGAGAGAAACACUCAGAGAUGAGAAAAAAACACCAUCUCGAUCUCCCAAAAGGGAAACUGUCAGGGAAAGCAGAAGAUCAUCAUCUCGGUCAAGAACUAAGGAUUCGUCUCCAAGGCAAAAAUCUAGGUCUCGAAGCAGUGAUAGAGAUUGUCAAAGAAGAGACCAUGACAGAGAAAGAAGAAAUAGAAGGUGGUCUAGGUCACGGUCUAGGUCAAGAUCACGAUCUAGGACAAGAAGUAAAGGUUCUUCAUUCUCUAGAAAUGAGAGGGAAAGUCAUUCACCUCGAUGGAAAGAGAGAUGGACAAAUGACAGCUGGAGGAGUCCCAGAAGAAAUGAUCGAUACAGGAGAGAUGAUCAAGAGAAACAGAAUGAAAAUCUUAAAAGAGAGAAGGACAGUACAGAAAAAAGCAAUGAUGUUCAGUGUUCUUCAGACAAGCAGAAGAAUGAUUGUCCAGACUGGGUAAUGGAAAGAAUAAACUCUGGUCCUGAAGUCAGGAACAGAGAGAGAGAGAAACCAUAUUGGGAAGACAGCAGGCAUGAUAAUGCAGGACAAUCUUGGAAUAAAAACUUUGGUUCAGGUUGGAUUCCAAAUCGAGGGAGAGGUCAGCGUGGACGAGGUGGGCGUGGGCGAGGUGGUUUCAUGUAUGGAGACCAGAGUGAAAAUCACUGGCAAAACAGGAAACCUCUCUCAGGGAACUCAGAUGGUCCUGGGAAUGAAGCUUCAAGGUUCUCAGAACAUCAGCCCUACAAGCGUAAGAAUGAACAAGAUUAUUCGUUCGAUACGCCUGCUGACAGAUCUGGGUGGACAUCUGCAUCCAGCUGGGCUGUAAGAAAGACUUUACCUGCUGAUGUGCAGAAUUAUUAUUUGAGAAGGGGACGCAAUUCAUCAAGCCCACAGUCUGGAUGGGGAAUGAGACAAGAAGAGGAGACACCUGAACAAGAUCCAAACCCCAAAGACCAAGGCAACCAGCAAAGUGAUGGUUCUCAGUUACCAAUAAAUAUGAUGCAGCAACAAAUGAAUGUAAUGCCACAAGUGAAUGCACAGCACCAACCUAUGAAUAUCUUCCCGUAUCCAGUGGGUGUCCAUCCUCCCUUGAUGAAUAUGCAACGAAAUCCUUUCAACAUCCACCCUCCAAUGCCCAUGCAUCUCCCUGCUGGAGUGCCUCUCAUACAGGUAGCUGCUCCCACAAAUAUUUCUCAGGGAUUACCUCCGCCUCCACCUCCACCCCCACCAUCUCAGCAAGUCAGCUACAUUGCAUCACAGCAAGAUGGAAAACAAUUGCAGGGUAUUCCAAAUGCUGCUCAUGUAAGUAAUAACAUGAGUGUUCCAGCCUUGCCUGCUCCAGCAGCAGUCCUGGGAAACGUGGGAACAGUUCAGGGACCAAGUUCGGGUAAUGCAACGUCAUCGGGUCACAUCAAGAGCUCUAAUGCAGCUGUAAAAUUGGGAGAAAACAAAGCAAGUGUAACAGUGGAAGCCAGUGCAGAUAGCUCGAAGAAGGACCAGAAAUUGUUAAUUCAAGAAAAAGCGGCACAAGAGGUCAAACUAGCUAUUAAACCUUUCUACCAAAAUAAAGACAUCACUAAGGAAGAAUAUAAAGAAAUUGUGCGGAAAGCUGUAGAUAAAGUUUGUCAUAGCAAGAGUGGAGAAGUUAAUUCUGCAAAAGUGGCAAAUCUAGUGAAAGCGUAUGUAGACAAAUACAAACAUUCACGGAAGAAAAAUCCUGAAGAGGCAGUUUCCUGUGAAAGGAAAUAGAAUAUGUUUUCAUUUUUUAGUUUUAUUCUAUCCGCAAAGUGCAAUUUCAACAUGAACCGUUAACUGAAAAGUGUACGUGACAGUGAUUUGAAUUUGGUUUUGAUAAAAUUAUUUUUCAAGGUAGUAUAUAAUGUUUUGUUCUAAAGAAAUAUAGAUCUGCAGGGCAACUUCUUUAUUCCUUUUUAAAAACAGAUGUCUAAAAAGAAUAAAGAUGUAAAGAAGAAUCAUUAGGAAUGUACGAUUGUGUGGAUACUUAGAUGUACAGCAUUUUGACUUCAAUAACAGUUCAUUAAAUUAGAAACUUCUGAGUACAUUGGAACAGGUAUGUACAGUACAUGUAAUCAGUCAGAUUAAAGUAAAUUUUUUCUUUUGAUAGCUCCCUAAUUAUAGCAAAGAUAAAAUAAUUAAUUGCCUUGAGAAAUAUUUCUAGCGUUAACUUGACAGGCUGAAUGCAGGGGUCACGAUGUGUAUAUUAAAAAGGCACAUGGAGUUGUCUGAACACAAGAACUGUUUAGAUUUUAAAAAGAAAUAUCAUAAACAGUAAAACGUGGUGCCCAAAAGCAUGGACGCUGCACAUCUGUUGUAACACCAAAUAAAAAUUAUGCUGCUUGGUAUUGUUUGUGAUGUUUUUCAGUUUGUUUCAAGAUAGUGGGAUAACUUGAAUAUUUUUGUGCUCAAAGCCCUCAAUCACCACAAACUGACCACCUCAGUUCACAUCUAACCCUGCCCUUAGCUAGUAGGGAAUUAGUGUACUACAGCUGGAUCUUCAGAAACAGAAACCAGCUUCUUUUUCAAGUAAAAUCAAGAAAGCUGGAAUUCAUUAUUAGGCUCCCAGUUGUGCCAAUCUUAGCUGCAUAAUGCUUUUCCUCAUUAACUAGGGACUGUAGCAUGGAUCGCCAGACUGGUAUCAUUGAAGCUGUGCCAUUGGAAGUCCUGUGUCUUCCUGCUUCCCCGGGCACUUUUGUGUAGGGAGAUUACUAGAAGUACCACAAGCAUUUCAAAAGCCAGGUGUGGGGUCACUGAAUGUGCUUGGGGAAUGAUUACACCCAACGUAAAACCAGUUUUACUGAGCAGCAGCAGGGAGGGUUGCUGAAACGCUGAGAUCACUGUGUUCCUUAUGGAAAGAACAGCUUGGGGUCCUCCUCCUUUGGGUAAGGAGCAGACGUAUUUGUUCCCUUACUCUUAGACAGUGCUAUUAAAAUUUUGUCACUAGCUCUCCAGACAUGCCAUGCCAUAACCUUUGGUGUUGGCUGAGCCUGGCUUCAGCUCCAGCCCUAGGUCUCCUGGCACAAAAGCAGGAGUAAACCAUUUUGACAGAAAGUAUCAGUCAAGUUUUCUGAGAAAUUACCUCUUUGUAGCCAGUAGUUCCCAAAUUACCUGUUCUUGGCAGAAAACAGUCUCACCCUGUAAGUAACUUUUGCAGAAACCUGAGGAUGAAAUAAGGAAUAUGCACCCCUGUACACACACACAUGUGGUUUACAGAGAGAGAGAUGUGUAAAAAUGUGAUGUUUGUCAUAAUAGUUGAUCACUUGAUUUUAACUAUAACUUUCUACAGACUUACUGAAGCAUUUGACUGUCUAUAUUUAUUUUUGUGUGCCUAAAUACAAAUGCUGUGUAAAUUAGAAACAGAUAUAAUACAUUUUCUACAGUCAAGCCAGGUUUUAGAUUUUUCAAAAUACUCAGUUUUACACUGUGGUAGCAAGUUGUAAGAUCUCUUGAACUAUUUUAAGCUAAAAUUGGUUAGCGCUUUUUGAAUAAUGUAGCAAAUUGCUAUGUCUAUCCUGGUUUAUCACGCCAUGCGUACUUUAUUACAUUUUCCUUCUCUGAAUUUUUGGAUUUUAAUUACUUUUUAUAUCUUUUUUACUCUAUACAGUUGAGCCUUGCUAUAAAGCUCCUUUCAGGAGUCAGAUAAGUGUUCUAUGGGGGUUUUUUUCCCCUUGUGGAGGAGAGGUGGAAAUUGGGUGGGAAGAAAUAACAGAGGAUUUGAACUGGGAAAAGGGAGUGGUUAUUUAUUUCUUGUUUUGCAGCUCCUGGCUGGAAGAAAAGCUGUCACUGGCUGCCAUGUUUUUGGGGCAGUGACUAUAGUGAUGCUCCACUGUAUUUCAGAACGUAAUGAAGCAUAUCAGAGUAGCAUGUGAUCAGUAACUUUAUUUUUUACAAUUAAAUUCUUUGGAGCUUAUCAGUUUGUUACAGUUUCUAUGCUGAAUUUAAAAAAUGCAUUGCCCUAAUGUGUAGACUCUCCUCCUGUUUUUCCCAAAAAGCAGCAAGGUCUCUGCUGGUGCAGCUGCCCGAGAAGGCGAGUACUGCAACCUCAUGGCCAUGUUUUUGUUAAAGUAGUAUGAAAGCUGUAUUUCUAUUUAUUGAAACUCCUUGUACUGAAAAGUCCCAACAUGCACUAGCACUGAAGGCAGAGAGGUGAGGACGCUGAGCCCUCUCAGUGCCUCCAGGGUAUAGGUAAUUCCUUCAAUCCAGAUUGCCUUGAGGAAAACAAUUACAAAACUCUGUACCUUCUGUGAACUUAGGCAAAUGAAAAGGGUUUUCUGUUCACUUCUUCCCGUCUCACUGUGCAUGCUGCUUGAAUGUCUCAUCCUAAAGAUACGAGCACAGUGGCUGUCUGAAGUCCACAGUACAGUGUAUGUAGCAUAUGGCUGGAGUGCUGUCUACUGAAAAAAUACUCUAAAAUCUAGUUUUUUGUAGUGCUUAACAGUUUCUAAUAAAUUCUUUUCACUAA